Messenger RNA from Contarinia nasturtii (swede midge), 3019 nucleotides. It is a transcript of the gene ase, whose product is annotated as achaete-scute complex protein T8. Gene Ontology annotation, molecular function: RNA polymerase II transcription regulatory region sequence-specific DNA binding; protein dimerization activity; DNA-binding transcription factor activity, RNA polymerase II-specific. Gene Ontology annotation, biological process: regulation of transcription by RNA polymerase II; developmental process. The transcript has a single exon. Lineage: Eukaryota; Metazoa; Arthropoda; Insecta; Diptera; Cecidomyiidae. The record is from RefSeq and is a predicted model, not a curated record. The coding region runs from base 1113 to 2570 and encodes 485 amino acids.
UUGAAGACAGCGGGCACGCGACACACACACCAAAGUCUCGUUACACUAUAUUGUAGAUGAUUAUUGUUGUUGGGCCAAAAGAAAAGAAAUUAAACAGCUGGCUUGACGGUUGUUCAAUUCAGAUAGCAAGAGCCAGUUACUCAACGACAUUGGAAGCAGAACAACGCGCGUGCGUAUCCAACAACAUACAGUUUGUCUUUUUUUUUCGUGUAUUUCGUACGAAUUGUAUAUAAAUCGAGAGAAGAAAAAAGAAAACGACGAUCCAAAGAGAAAACUCAGAAGAAUAAAAAGAAAUAUAAGUUGAACGAAUACCAUCGAAACAAAAGCGACGGCGGCACAACGAAGAAUACACCAACCGAAUUAUUAUUCUUAAUUCGGUUUUUAUUUAGUUGAUUUUUCUUCAUUUUCGGGAUGUGCAUUGAAUUCAUUAUACGUGAAUGCUUCGACUCACUAUUUUGAUUCAUGAUCAUUGUUAACACGCGCUAGUCGCAGGCGGUAUUAUCUUGUCUCAUUUUUUUGUUCAUCUUAAUUGACGUUCACGAUUUACAUAUUUAUUUGUGUUUUGAUGAAAAGAAUCAGAAAGAAAAGAAACAGACACUUAACAUAGGCACGGGCCUCUGAACAAUUUGAACAAUUUUUCGGUGAAUAAAAAAAGUGAACACAUUGGAAAAAUAAAAAAACGUAAUAAAAAGUAACGAUUCAGACGCAAAAAAAAAAAACAUUUUAAUCAAAAGUUUGUUCGAUUCGCUGGAAAUACCAUUCGAUCGUAAAUUCCAAGGAAAUAAUCAGUGAUAAGAAUAAACAAGAGCGACAUUCAAACGUUCAUUUCUACACUGGUAUUGAACUCGAAAGUAAAUAGUUAAAUAAUUGAUUGUGCGCUUUUAUCUAUGACGGUGUUGGAGCUACGUCGUUAACUUAACAACCUUCGCAUUAACAACGUGUAUUUAAAUACAUGUCACACAUAAAUUGAAUUGCUUGUGAUAAGCACGUGUGCGCGCGCAACCACAAAACGCAGAUAAUAAACGCAACUUGAACAAAAAUCCUAUAUUCAUUUUGGUUUUGGAGGUAAAACGCAUUUAUUGAUAAACGAAACCGAACAUCAAUCAAAUAAAAUGGCAACUAUCAGUGUUCUAUCGUAUGGGAAUCCAUCAGUAACGCAAACAUUGGCAAACAACAAUGGAAUUAAAGUUUCGCUUGUUAGCCGAACAAAAUGUUCGCCAGCGGCAGCAACAACGGCACUUCAAAUCAAAUCGAAUAACAUAAACAAUAACAACAAUUUGAACAAGACGAAUUUAAACAAUACAAAACCGAAUAACAAACGUUCGUACAAUGCAAUGGCUAAAAAACAGAAGGCACUACCAUUAACAGAGACAAACACAAACAUUUUGAAUGCAUCAAAUACACCAUCGUCCAAUUCGUCGGCUCAACGAUCGGCAAAAUUGGCCAAAACAUUAAAACGUCCAUUGCCUGAAAUCGAUACGACCGCUUUGUGCCGUGCAAGUGGCGGAAAAUCGAAAGUAUUUCCAAUGCCAUUGGCAGUAGCACGUCGAAAUGCACGUGAACGUAAUCGUGUGAAACAAGUAAACAAUGGUUUUGCCGCCUUACGUGAUCGCAUCCCAGAAGAAGUGGCCGAAGCUUUUGAAGCGCAAGGAAACGGCCGUGGAUCAAUUAAGAAAUUAAGUAAAGUCGAAACACUUCGCAUGGCAGUUGAAUAUAUUCGUAGUUUGGAGCAUUUACUUGAAAUCAAUCAUGAUUCAGACCAAUCAAAUAUGAGCAGCGAUUUUCAAAUGGCCAAUGAAUCAUAUCAAUUGUCCGACACAUCAUCGGUUUUGUCAACAUUAACACCACCUCCAUCAGAUAAUAUAUCGAGCGGCAGCUUUGACGAAUCAGAUGGACUGCCCGACAUCACCGUCAUCGAGGGACAUCAGUACAUUCGAAUUCCAGGCACAAACACAUAUCAAUUACUUGAUACCACAAGCGGUGACGAACAGUCCAUGGCAUACGAAAAUGAUGAAAACAUUGAACCAAUGAUGCAGACCAAUCCACAAACCGUUCAAAAUUUAAUGUUACAACAACAACAACAACUACAACAGCAGCAACCAUCACCACCAAUCGACGAAUACACAACUGAUUCCAUUAACUGUUACAGUAAUGAUGUAUACAACAGCCAAAUUCAUAUCUUAACACCUGCAUCAAUAUCACCGGGUGCAUAUAGUAUGCAAUCUUCAACGGCUGGCCUAUCACCUGCUUUGCAUGAUACGACCACAUCUACAAUACCAUUAAAUGGAACACAAUUUCUAACAACAACAACAACAUCAACCGUUUCGGAAUUAAAAAAUGUUUGCUCACCGUUGCCUUCCAUAAACGACAGUGCCUUAUACACGAAUCCAUUGGCCGAUAUUCCGAUCAACCAACAACAGUAUGAGGGUAUACUCACAUUACAAACAAAACUAAAAGACGACAUCGAUCUCAGCGAUGAGCAUGCUCUAUCCGAAGAAAGCAUGAUCGAAGCAAUGAACUGGUGGAACAGUCAUCAAUCCAAUGAACAAAUCAAUAUUCAUGAUUCGUAGUCAUGUUUUUCAAAAAGGAAAAAACAAUUUACAUUGAUGCACACACGGUUUUAUUUUUCGACUAAAAACACUUUAUUAGGUAAAUGUACAUUUGUAAAUUAAUUCGAUUUGGCCUUUGAUUGGAAUAGUUCUCUUUUUAUACUUGAAAUGAAUUUCAUUUAAGAAUUUAUAUAUUUGAAAGAAAAUUGCACAUUGCCACCUCGGACAGAGUCUGUUAAAUAGCCAAAAACAUUGCCAAAAAAGAUACAAUGACAAAAUUAGCUCAAUUUUUCCAAUUUCUUAUUGAAUCUUUUCUAGUUAUAAUCAUAAUUCACUUGCAGAGGUGGCUCUGUGCAAUGCAAGCAAAAUUCUCAUUUGCGCUAAAAAAAAAUAAAAUAAAUUUGAUAUAUUUUAUUUAUAUAAAUAUAUUUUUGGACGAACUAAAUACCAGUGAAUAAUGAUAAUAAAUA